Molecule: messenger RNA, 2490 nt
Organism: Exophiala mesophila
Lineage: Eukaryota; Fungi; Ascomycota; Eurotiomycetes; Chaetothyriales; Herpotrichiellaceae
Exons: 1
Coding region: 159-2390 (743 amino acids)
Source: RefSeq, a predicted model, not a curated record
GUACUACGAUACCUUCAGGUUGGUAUACAAAGGCUUUGGUAUUCAAUCCUCUGAUGCAACGACUGGAUGGUUUUUUCAUCUGUCUGAUCCUCGACAUAGACUGUUCUUUCUGUUCUUUCUGUUCUUUGUUUUUCAUUUCAAUGUCAUAAUAUUCCGUCAUGUCAUCUCUCAAUCCUUUCUGGGAGUACCUCACUCCUGUCACCAGCCGUGCCAGCCUCACCUCGGCCUCUGAAACACCAACUCGCAACUUUACCUAUCAAUCUGCUGGCAGACCGAUCCGAAAUUUCAACCUGAUUCCAUCUUCCGAUGAUGAUCUUCAGAAUCAAGCAUUUCUGCCUCGGGCCACAGGUCCGUCUGUGCGGACUAGAGACCCAAUAUUUACGGAGAACCCAUCCAAAUCCUCCAGCAGGAGCAGUUCAAGAGCCGCACGAUCUCUUCCUCCGAAAUACGAAUAUUCAUCAUGGCCGUCGGCCGCCAAGUAUUCUCUAUCGUCUUCAUGUCAAGACGAGCCAUGUCCAAAAUUCCCAUUGACAAAGGCUGUCAUUCUUCCAGCAAUCAUUAUUAUUGUCCCCAUGACUCUCCUUAUUGGGGCCCUCUUUGGGCUGAUCCUUGGCUACAGAGUCAAGUCUGACAAGAGCCUUUUCACCCAGGUCUCGAAUUCACACCUGCUCGAAAAUCGGGGCGUGUUUCUCGUUAACUAUUCGGCUACUCGGAUAGUCUUCGUCGCCUCUUGGGCUUCCACCAUGGCCCCUCUAUUGGCAGGCUUCAUCAUGAAUCUCCACAGCUUUCAAUCUGCCCUGGUCAUGACUCGAUCAUCAUCCGGCUUUGACCAGCAUGAUUUGCCAACCCCAUACCAGUACAGUCUUCUUGUAGGCCUGUGUCUGGCGUCGAUUGGGAGAUUGUGGCGUUUCUUCUCCUACUCGGCAGGAAAAGACGUGGUCAUCCCUCCAGUACUCCGUCGAGCAGCUCGAAUGCUCUUCUUGACACUCUUAUUGGCCUGUGUCGUAUUCGCUGCCGACUCUGCCGUCCACUACACGACCUCCACGAUCGCCUUUGACCGUGUCUCCGUAUCCUCCGAAAAGCUGGCUUACGGCCGUGGCCUCUCAGAAGCAUGUUUGACUCUCAAUCGCUCAGAAAAUUUCGGUCUCCCUUGUUCCCGCAACGGCCUCGUUGCCAUGAAUGAUUACGAUACAUUUGCCAGGGGACAGAACGAAAUCUUCUUUCUCAAUCACGGCACUAGCAAUGAGUCGGAAAUUCUUCUAGUUGACCAACCAGGCAGCAAUGACACUAUUCAGGCCGCUGUCAUCAUUCCUCAACACGCUAUUCUGAACACUUAUCGAGAUUACCGUGCCGAGACUGUCGGAAUUGUCACGACCUGUGAGCCCAUCACGAAUCAAUGCGAAUGGACAGACGGGGGUUCCAACGACAACUAUAGCCAAUUUAACUGCAGCGACCACUUCUGGGGCAUCCUCGGAAAGAUGGUCCAAAUCGAUACGACGGGUAGGACAGUGGAAGACCCCGAUGUGCCUCCCCUUGCGUACAAGCCAGGUUCCGCUGUGCAGUAUGCCUAUUUCCUGGACGCAGAUUUGAAUGUCCCGUAUGACAGUGCUGGAGAUCUUGGUCCCAUGAUGGAUGACUCGGAUCUGAUCAACCCUGUAUACUUCGGCUUUGCUGCUCGUUUUGCAGCGGUGUCACAGCGUGCCGGCGUCAACAUGAGCUCAGAUCCCGGUGUACAUCAAGGACUCACUGCCACUUACGAUGUCAUCCUCAAAUGUCAAUAUAUCACCUCUUCGGUGGACUACAGCUGGGUCAAUUCAAGCGCUUAUAUCAAUGAGAUUACUCCAUCCCCCAACGGGACCUUGGCCGAACUUUUCCACGGUUACAAUCUGGCUGGGAGCUUCAGUUCAUUCGACAACGAUGUGCAGGACUUGUUUCUUCAGGCCGUCUUGUCUGAGAACACACAACAACUAGCCGAUUCGUUCGCCAACGGAUAUUCGAAACGUGUCCUGGGAGUCAUCGGACCAUUCCUAUCAGCACGCGAGAAUCUCCAGGAACAAAAUCGGACGCCGUUGCUGGUGGCCAAGGUCCCGAAACUUCCUCUUGCGUUCCUGGUUGCUUGUUGUCUGGGAUAUGUCGUCUUGGGCAUUACAUCUGUUGUAAUUGCCUGCAGAGCUCUUGGAAAGCUGGAUGUGAGAGAUGUUGCGUUCCGAUUCAGUCUUCCAGCCCUGGCCUUGUACGCUUUCCGAGACCGCACCACCGACGAGGCGGCACUAAAGCCGGCCGAUGGUGGACAUCCGGUCUUUGAUGAGAAGAAGAUCACCAGUGAGACUAUGAGGGUGGCUGUCGAGGGGGAUCCACGUAACGGAUUCAGCUUGAAGAGCUUGGUAUGACCUUGUUCUCGUCAAUAUCACCAUUGUCUCUGAGCUUAACUUCAGGGGUCUUGUUGACCAAACCUAUUGAAGUUCACACAUGUAAGCCUAAGCGAGGUAG